AUGCACCAACACGGCCCCCAAUCACAUGCACCAACACAGCCCCCAAUCACAUGCACCGACACGGCGCCAAUCACAUGCACCAACACGGCCCCCAAUCACAUGCACCAACACAGCCCCCAAUCACAUGCACCGACACGGCCCCCAAUCACAUGCACCGACACAGCCCCCAAUCACAUGCACCGACACGGCGCCAAUCACAUGCACCGACACGGCCCCCAAUCACAUGCACCGACACGGCGCCAAUCACAUGCACCGACACAGCCCCCAAUCACAUGCACCGACACGGCCCCCAAUCGCCAAGCACAUGCAGCCCCUAAUCACAUGCACCGACACAGCCCCCAAUCACAUGCACCGACACGGCGCCAAUCACAUGCACCGACACAGCCCCUAAUCACAUGCACCGACACGGCGCCCAAUCACAUGCACCAACACAGCCCCCAAUCACAUGCACCGACACGGCGCCAAUCACAUGCACCGACACAGCCCCUAAUCACAUGCACCGACACGGCGCCCAAUCACAUGCACCAACACAGCCCCCAAUCACAUGCACCGACACAGCCCGCAAUCACAUGCACCGACACGGCCCCCAAUCACAUGCACCGACACGGCGCCAAUCACAUGCACCGACACGGCCCCAAUCACAUGCACCGACACGGCGCCAAUCACAUGCACCGACACAGCCCCAAUCACAUGCACCGAUUUUCUUCUCCUCUCCUGCCCCUCUCCUGCCCCUCUCCUGCCCCUCUCCUGUCCCUCUCCUGCCCCUCUCCUGCCCCUCACUCACUCAGGUUGAGAAUGAGUGUGGGUCCCGUGGGAGGAGCUGUCAGGAGCAGGAAGUGUGGGCCUGAAGCAGCAGCGGUCACUUAG
This is a messenger RNA of Knipowitschia caucasica, 867 nucleotides long. The record is from the annotation of a GenBank genome assembly. Lineage: Eukaryota; Metazoa; Chordata; Actinopteri; Gobiiformes; Gobiidae.